This is a messenger RNA of Fulvia fulva, 1293 nucleotides long. RefSeq lists its product as uncharacterized. The coding region runs from base 1 to 1293 and encodes 430 amino acids. The transcript has a single exon. Gene Ontology annotation, biological process: RNA catabolic process; ribonucleotide metabolic process. Lineage: Eukaryota; Fungi; Ascomycota; Dothideomycetes; Mycosphaerellales; Mycosphaerellaceae. The record is from RefSeq and is a predicted model, not a curated record. Gene Ontology annotation, cellular component: ribonuclease H2 complex; nucleoplasm.
AUGGCAAAAACACGAUCGAAACCUGCAGCUGCGACGAAGAAAGAUGAACGCGGGUCCACCAAGCCAACGACAAAGAGAAUAGAUGCGAGUGUCCCCAACCCUCCACACGUCUUCGUGCUGCCAAAGGAAACGUCGUCGGAAGCACGAAUCGUGACGAUACCAGAUCCUGCAACAGACAUUCCGAGUCGGUAUCUGGUAUGUCCAAACAAGGGAUUCUACGAGUUCACAAAAGUUGGAGCGCCGAAGAGGGAGCAAAGAAGUUGGCUGCUGGCGCCAGAUCGGAAUCAGGAUGGGACAGAACAGGCUCAGGAAGACGGCAAGGACGCAGGAUACGUUCUUCAGGCACCGAAUAUGCUCGUUGCGACGCCCGUCGACCCUCUAUGCAUGCUCCUUCCCUCCCUGGCUGGCGAUGUCGAAAGCCUUGGACAAGAGUAUCUGGCACCGUCAGACUACCUAGCAAAGCUCACAGAGCACUCAAAACAGCUGGCACACAUCAUACAUCCUAAUCAACCCGGACCGCUCGAAAAGAUCAUGGAGUCACGAAUGGAAGCAGUAUGUGACUACAUGGACGUGGGCGAUGAGAAGAUGUAUGCCUUGUCGCUCCCCAAGCUGGUCAAAGAGCUGGUCUCGAAGGCGAGAAAAAUGACCCAAAAGGGCCUGCCCGCCAGCAUGGAGGACAAGUUCGUCAAGCGAGCUCUGGACGUGCCGGUGCUGAGCAUAAAGCGGGAGGAGAGCAGUAUCAGCAUUGCUGCGGACGAUGCUACGCCUGGUGCUGAGAGCGAGUCUGCUUCUGAAGCGCAGUCGCAGGCAACGGACGCUUCAGUGACCACAGUCACAUCUGUCUCGACUGCUGCCACAUCUGUCGCACUGCCAGAAGACACGACUUUACCACCAAGCCAAGCUGUCGAGCUCCUGCGACUUCGUGUGGCACUCGACUUCAUGCUUGCAUCUUACGUGGCACCGGCAAUCCGCAGCAAGAUACAACCUCUCCUCAAAGACGAGACCGUCACAUCAAUCGAUUUCUCGCCGCUAGACAAACACCUCGAACACGUCGCUUCCCUCAAAAAGCAAGCCCAAGCCCUGCGCUCAUUAAGCGACAACAUCUCCCACAAACGAAGUGCCGUGGACGACGAAGAAGCUCUCGACAAAGCAGAGGCCAAAAAGCGCAAAAAGGAGGAAGAAGACGCCCGCAAGAAGAAUACCAGCCACGGUGUCAAGCAGCUAGCCAAGGUGAACACGACCGGCAUGAAGAAGAUGAGUAGCUUCUUUACCAAGGCAGCAGCGAAGAAAUGA